AUGGGGUCGUUUGACUGCGACCUCGCGGAGAACAUCAACUUCUUGCUGCAGGCCUUCUGCAUCCCGUUAAUCUCGACGAGUUGCACGGCCAGCCAAAUGCACAACUGGCUGCAGUUUCCGUAUUUUUUGAGGACGGCCACCGACGAUACUUAUCGUGCCCAGGUGAUGUACGAUGUGCUGAUGUCGCAGGAAUGGUAUCACAUAGCUGUGAUCAGUGACGUCAGCACCACCGGGUCCUCGCUGUCGUCACAGUUCAACAAUUUGCUCUACUACUGCACAGCGGCACAGGAUGCGAAUCCGAUAUUCCGGAAUCCCUGCAUCGAGCGCACGUUUGAAUUCGACUGCAGUAAUCACCAAAAGGUGACCGCCAAGCUCUACGAACUCCGUGAUUUUCUCGUCGAGAGCGACGUGCGAGUUUUUGUGGUGUUUGCCAAGGAUGAUUGCAUGGCCACAAUUUUGCUGGAUAUCCAGGCGCUCGGGUAUAAGAGGGGAGAUCUCCAAUUUGUCCUACCCUCGGUGCCGCUAAACGACUCGAAUCUGGACAUUCUGGAGUAUGCCUAUGCGGUAGAUGAUUAUAUCGAAUUGGUGGAUACGUUCGAGAAUGUCAUUAUGAAUACGCCGAUUAAGGAUACGGAGGUCGGCCCCUUCCGCCAACUCAUAAUGCUCGACAACCUCUGCUGGUAUGGCAACGAAAACGCCCCGUUCAGCUUCGAAUGUAAUGGCACUGAGACGCUACGCGUCCCUCCGCAGCUCGGUUUCCGCCAAGCCCGUCGAGUCAUCGACUCGCUCGUCUGGAUUGCGCAGUCGAUGGAGCGUUUGCAUCUCAACUUUUGCGACGCUAUCCCGGGAUUUUGCCCGGAUUUCUUUCAAAACUUCAACGGCGCUUCCUUUUUCGAGGCUAUGAACCACACCUCGUUUAAUUCCUUUGAUUCUGAGCACAUUUUUCGGCCUGUUAAUGGCAGUGCCCAGCCGAUUUAUAACAUCUAUCAGCGCCAAUCGACGGCCUGGGUUACGGUAUUCGGGAAAUACAACCCGCUGGAGGAAUUGGAGCCGGCUGAGGACAAUGUGGAUCCCAUUGACAUUCCGAUACUGUCCGCAAUUCUCAACGAGACGCGGACUUGCCAGAAGGACUGUGAGAAUGAGAUUGCGAACUUUCAGCCAGGCUGCUGCUGGAGCUGCACAGCCUGCCCGACAUUUGCCGUGGUCAAUGCUACGGUGCAGGCUUGCGUCCAAUGCCCCGAAAAUCGCAUUCCGAAUGAGCAUCGGAAUGCUUGUGUCAGUUUUGCGACGACCGACUUGUUUCUGAAGCCGAGCAGCGAGAUGAACGUUAUUAUCGUCCUCGAUGCUCUAGGAAUUCUCUUAACCCUCCCCGCCCUAGCUGUUCUGUUCUAUCGCCGUGAUACGCCUAUGGUACGCGCGGCUACGCCCGACUUGGCUUUUCAGCAGACGGUUAUAAUUUGCCUACUCUUCAUCUCAUCUGGGCUUAUGAUCCCGAGUACCUCUCCGGUCGCUUGUGGCUUCGUGUGGGGGAUGUCGGCAUUGCUACUGACGGCUACUCACUCGAUUUCACUUGCUAAAUCGUUGAGAAUCUCGAGAGCUGGUUUUUUCGUCCGAUUUGGUCAAAGGGUCAAAACUCCUCAAAAAGCUUCGUUAAUUCUCCACGCUUCGAUGGUUUUCAUACAGUUUUUCAUCAUAACCCUCUGGCUUUUACUGCGCCCACCCUCAAUUCAAUGGGAUCGCGUAACGCUUUUCCCGAGUUGCACUAGCAACAAGGAGGGCCAAACUAUCGUACUCUUGCUCAGUCCCGCUGUUAUCCUCGUGAUCAGCCUGUAUUUUCAGAAGAAAGCUUGUGGAAACCAGUACAUUUAUCAGGUAAAGCAAGCGCGAAUUGGCCUGGCAGGUACCCUAUGCUUCCUCGUGAACUAUUUGGUGUUUAUCGCCCUGAUUUUGAUCAAGGGCUCCACUGAUCAAUUCCGGACCAUUGUGCUGAUGUGUAUUCCGAUGGUUACCGGGUAUUUGGCGUGGAUCACGAACUUGUUGCCGACGACGUGGGAGGUCCUAACCAAGGCCAAGCAGAACGAUCAACAAUACGUGAGCCGGCAGCGGAGCCGACAAUUCCAGCAUGGAAACAUCAUGUACUACGUGGAGUCGGUGAUCUUCAACCGGCCAAAGGGGUUGACCAUUAACACGAUCGAUUCGGCGGAUGGUGUUAGGGAGAAG
Molecule: messenger RNA, 2220 nt
Organism: Mesorhabditis spiculigera
Lineage: Eukaryota; Metazoa; Nematoda; Chromadorea; Rhabditida; Rhabditidae
Source: the annotation of a GenBank genome assembly